UGUUUAUAAAUUGACAUUGACAUUUAAUAAACAAAAUCCCGUUUCCUUUGUUCAACUUUUGCAACAAAUAGCCCAUUUUGUGCUCUCUAUUACGUUUAAAGAUAACAGUGGUGUCGUAAUUACAGAAUUGCCUUUGAUUUCGAUGAUACUCCGAUCCCUAACCUAAAUUUUAAUGAAACUCUCCGUGAUGUGCAAACCAUGGGUGCAUGUUUAUCGCUAGAACGUGAGGAAGGUAAGGCCCGAAAGCGCUCUGAGGAGAUCGACCGUCAGUUGGGCGAAUUGGCCAAGCAGCAGAGCAAUGUCAUCAAAAUCCUCCUUCUUGGCGCCGGCGAGAGCGGCAAGAGCACUUUGGUCAAACAGAUGAAAAUAAUCCACGCCGAUGGCUUCACACAUGCCGAAUUGAGCAGCUUUCGCCCCACUGUCUUGGACAACCUUUUGGCCUCUAUGAAGUAUGUGCUCGCUGGGAUGGGCAUCCUGAGGAUUAACCUCGAGCAACAACGCAACAAAACUCACGCUCAAGUUAUUCUAAUGAGUCGCAGUUGCUUUGAUAUGAGUUUCAUGGUCUUGCCUAAUGUGGCGGCGUCUUUACAGGCGUUGUGGUCUGACAGGGGGGUGAGACUCGCGGUGGCGAGGGGGUACGAAUAUGAACUGAACGACUCUGCGCUUUAUUUAUUUGAAAAUAUGGAACGAAUCUGUGAUCCUAAGUAUGUGCCAACACCCACUGACGUAUUGAGGGCCCGUGUGAGGACCCAGGGGAUUAUUGAGACGCAUUUUCGCAUCAAUGACAUGAUUGUCAGCAUGUAUGAUGUGGGAGGACAGAGGUCUCAAAGGAGGAAAUGGAUUUAUUGUUUUGAUGACGUCAGAGCGGUGCUUUUUGUCGUUUCGCUUAGCGGUUACGAUAUGACUCUUUUGGAGGACCCCAGUGUGAACCGGCUCGACGAAAGUCUCAAUCUUUUCGGCCAAAUUGUAAACAACCCGUUUUUUCGCGAAGCUUCCUUCGUACUAUUUUUAAAUAAAUUUGAUUUGUUUAGAGAAAAAAUCUUGUAUUCGCAGCGACACUUGAGGCUUUAUUUUCCGGAUUAUAAAGGGCCGGACCGCGAUGUCGAUAGAGGUGCCCUCUUUAUACAACACAAAUUCGUGCUUAAAAAUGCCGACUCGAGGAAAGUUUUGUAUCCACAUUUCACAACUGCCACUGAUACUGCCAAUGUCCAAGUUGUUUUUCAAGCUGUUAUGGAAAUGGUCAUUUCAACAAAUUUGGGACAGGUCACUUUACUCUAAAAAUUACGCUUGUAGCUUUAUAAGUUCCUUAGCUGCCACUUUUCUGGUAUUUUUUGGCAGUUAUUUAGUUAUACGAUUAAUUUAAGUAUUAUUGUGGCGUGACAGCCUUCAGUUUUAAUUUUGACCAAUCAAACGUAAGAACGGGAAUGACGUAGUCGGACACGUAACGCAAGGUAGCUUUCUGAUUGGCUGUCGCGGCACAAACAUAAGAGUAGAUCUCAAACUGUGUUCAAGAACGCAAUAACUCUUGCCUUUAAGGCUGCAUCUAUGUGCCUGUGAUACAGUGGCCUUAAAUUCGUGCAAAUAUUUUUUAUACAAAUGUAAACAGAGGGUGUGUAAAUACCGGUCUUGGGUUAACAUUUUGUUCUAAACCAAGACUAGUAUAGACAAAUCUGCUGUCAUCACAACAAUGUGAUAAAAAUUUGAAAUGUUACAAAUUAGUGUAGUUUUUUACUGUAGUGUUGUUUUUGAAUAAAUUUUAAAACCCGA
This is a messenger RNA of Tribolium madens (black flour beetle), 1767 nucleotides long. Its product is annotated as guanine nucleotide-binding protein G(o) subunit alpha-like. Gene Ontology annotation, biological process: adenylate cyclase-modulating G protein-coupled receptor signaling pathway; Rho protein signal transduction. NCBI's taxonomy places the organism in Eukaryota, Metazoa, Arthropoda, Insecta, Coleoptera, Tenebrionidae. The coding region runs from base 199 to 1278 and encodes 359 amino acids. The transcript has 4 exons. Gene Ontology annotation, cellular component: heterotrimeric G-protein complex. Gene Ontology annotation, molecular function: G protein-coupled receptor binding; guanyl nucleotide binding; G-protein beta/gamma-subunit complex binding. The record is from RefSeq and is a predicted model, not a curated record.